GACGAAUUAUAAUACUACUACUAAAAGUACUCUGUGAGUAAAAGUGAGUAAAAGAAGGUCUGUGUUUAUCACAUAAAAAACAAAUUGCUGAAUAAUUUUAAAUUAAAUUAAAUAAAAAAUAACGGAGGCAUGCAGAUGAGUCGAAUGGGAUCACCGUCUGUAGGCAUGGAUGAGGAUACAGGCGUUGGACAUGUUCUGAGCGAUUUUUUACUGCAACUCGAGAAUUAUAACCCAUCAAUACCAGAUUCAGUUGUUGCCCACUAUUUGAAUAUGUCUGGCUUCGAAUCGCAGGAUUCUAGACUUAUUCGUCUAAUAGCAUUAGCAUCACAGAAAUUCUUAUCUGACAUAGCUAAUGAUGCACUGCAACAUUGUAAAAUGCGUACUUCAAGUCAAGUAACACAGAACUCUAAAAACCAAAAGGGGCCAAAAGAAAAGAAAUAUGUCAUGACUAUGGAUGACCUAGUGCCUGCGUUGCAAGAAUACGGUAUCACUGCGAGAAAACCACACUAUUUUGUUUGAAUUUUGUUAAGCACUGAUUUUUUUUACGUUACAAUUAGGUAUGUUGUUCUGUAUUAGAUAAGUCUAACUAUAGUGAAUAAAAUUUCUGAAUAGUUUAAGUUCAUGCAAUGGUGUAGCUAGUAUUAAGUAACUAAUUUUAUCAUCAGGGACAAAACUGUGGUAUCACCCCAGG
Molecule: messenger RNA, 691 nt
Organism: Diatraea saccharalis (sugarcane borer)
Lineage: Eukaryota; Metazoa; Arthropoda; Insecta; Lepidoptera; Crambidae
Source: the annotation of a GenBank genome assembly